ACCACACCAGCAGCAGCUCCGUCCACGUGCGAAGAAGCUGCCGCCUCAAAGUUGAUCGUCACUUCAGUGCCGCCAUCCCGUCCGUGCUUACUCGAUCGAUAGUGUCGCGCAUUCUGAUUCCCAAGCGUAGAACCAGAGGCGCGGAAGGCGAUAAUCCUUCUUGGAGAGUUCGGCUUGUUGCAGGGGACUCCAUUUUUACCCGGAGAAAGGGAGAGUUCAUUUAGCAGGUGCUGAAAAGUCGCCUAGUGCUACAGCACCUGCUAGGAUAAAAAAGUCCUUCCAGCCAUGGCUCUCCUCCCAACGCAUCACCUAGCGCCAUUAGGACUCCAUGACACAAGGAGUACGAAGGCAUCUCUCCGCCCUGCAUCGCGAAAGUCCCCCUCGCAGCGAGAACGCCUCGCGUGAUUCUAGGAAGCCCGCCGCUCCUCUCCCCUCCCACUCCCUCUUCCCUCCCCCCCCCCCUCCCUUCCCCGCCCUCUCCGCCGUCCCGCCCUCCCCGCCCUUUCCCCUCCUCUCCCCUCCACAUUCACCUACACGGAUCGGUGACAUGUGCGCGCCGUACUGCGGCGGCUUCUGCUUGUAGCGGCUUCUGCUGCUGUCAGGCAGUAGAUUUGCCGUAUAGGCUAGACCGUCGAUUUGCUCUCGAUACGACAUUCCACACAAGGCUUAGGCGCUGUAGUAGCCGCCAGGCUGUCCGCGUAGUCCUAUAAUGUCUUUCGCUCCCGCCGCGACAUGAAAUGGCUGCGCCCGACGCCGCCGCAGACAGGCGGCCAGCCGGAUCGACCGGUCAACCCCCGAAACCCGGUCAACGCGGUGAGCCCAGUCAACCCUGUCAACCCAGUCGAUGCGCCCAAAGCUAUGGAGAAGACAGUCAGGCCGUGGACGAAGUACCUUCGCGUGAUCAAAACGACUGUGACAAAAUCGAGCGCAGCAAUAAAGUACAGCCAUGUCAGCCAGGUCCAUCAUGCCACGUGUUCGGCGGCAUCGUCCACGUCAGCGCUCAAGCCGCUCCCGCCCUGCCCCUGGAGCCAGCCUUGGAUGACGGAUCCGCCGUACGCUCCCACGUGUACGAUCUACUCCGCGAGGCACGCCGCCAUUGGCGGGCUGGCGCCGCCGAAUGCGGCGUGGAAUACGGCGGCAUCGGUUCCCUCGCCGCAUUCGGCGGCGACGGCCACUGUGCGGGGAAUCGUGGCGGCGGUAGCGGAGGAGGGGGUGAAGAGCCGAGCCUGGAGGCUCGGUUCAGGCUCGGGACGGAGCUGGGGCGAGGCCAUUUCGGCGUGGUGCGGCUCUGCGAAGACCGGCGAACCGGCGAGCGGUUCGCCUGCAAGACCGCUCUCAAGUCGCAAAUAACUACUCCCGAGGCCAUGCGCGAGUUACGCGCGGAAGUGCUGAUUCCGCUGCUGUUGCAAGCCGCGCGCGGGGAAGAACAGGCGCAUGCAGCGCGCGGGGUAAAACAGGCGCAAGCAGCGCGCGCGAGGGAAGGAGGUGAAGCAUCGCAGGGGGGGAAACAGGCGGGCGCAGGGCGCAGCAAAGGCUGGAAAGCCAUUGGAUGCGGGGAAGGAACGGUGAAAGCAGCGCGCGGGGAAGAGGGCGAGGCAGCGCGAGAGGAGCAGCGGAGUACAGAGGGGGGGCAUGGGGGAAGGCAAGGGGAAUAUCAGUGGCGGGGAGUGUCAGGCGCGCGGUGUUUGAAGUUCGUGCGGAUAACGGACGUGGCUGACGCGGACCGGAACACUGCUGAUGCUGACUGCUAUAACGCGGAUGAAAAUGGGGUUGGAUCUACAAAAAGGAGUGAAUAUGCUUACAAGACGCGAAAUGAAGUUAAUGAAAAUGAGUUCGUGCGUUUGGUGGAUGUUUUCGAGGACCACUCUGCGGUGCAUCUGGUGAUGGAAUACUGCGAGGGAGGGGAUUUGUUCGACCAUGUGGCGCGACAUGAGAGGCUGGAUGAACGCCAAAUUUGCCACAUAAUGAGGCAACUCGCGGCAGCAGUGGCACGGAUGCACGAGAGGGGAAUAGUGCACCGCGAUCUGAAGCCGGAAAACAUCCUCCUUACAAGCAGAUCCAGUUACUCGAACAGUAAUCUCUUCACCAGGAGCUGCUGCCACAUGGAUUCUGGAGAGGCUUCAGCUGUUAGUCUAUGCCCAUCCUUUCUAUCAGCAAACUCGUUAACAGCACAGUGCAUUGAGGUAAAGAUUGCUGAUUUUGGGUUGGCGAGGGUGUUACAACGCGGGUGCAGGCUGCAUGGAAUGGUGGGGAGCCCUUUUUACAUGGCCCCUGAGACAGUAAGGGGAAGGGAGUAUGGAGAGGAGGUGGACGUGUGGAGUUUAGGUGUGAUAAUGUACACUUGCCUCUCCGGUACACUACCGUUUUACGGUAAGAACCAGAAUGCAGUAUUCGCUGCGGUUUGCAGGGGAGAGGUGGAUCUGGAGACGGGCCAACCCUGGACACUGAUCUCGCAUGAGGCGAAGGAACUCAUCCGUCGGAUGCUGGACGUGGACCCCAAUCGACGGAUCCGAUCAAGCAGCAUCCUGCACCAUCCAUGGUUUGAGCUGCAGCAUCAAAGCCAGCGCUACCAUCAGCAGCAGCGCCAGCACUGCCACCAUCACCAGCAGCAUCAGAAGGACCGGCAUACUCACCAGCACCAGCAGCACCAUCACCAGCAGCAUCAGCAGCAUCAGCAGCAUCAGCAGCAUCAGCAGCACCAGCAGCAUCAGCAGCAUCAGCAGGAUCAACAGCAUCAGCAUCGUCACCCGCAUCGGAUGGGCCAGCAUACUCACCAAGACCAGCAGCAGCAGCACCAGCACCACCAUCACCAGCGCCAGCAGCACCAGCAGCGCCAGCAGUGUAGCAAGGCAGCAGCAGCAGAGGCAAACUCCAGAAGCAGCACCAGCUCCGAUGGGGUCAUCAGUAGAGAUGGCGCCACAACCAGCAUGCCUACGGAACCUUCUACACCUUCAGAGUCUACACCUUCUGAACAAUCAACAGCCCGCAACACAACCCCACCACUUUCACUGCUAUCAAUUUCUCCCCCAUCCUCGCCUCCCCUCUCAACAACCUCCAAUAAUCAGCGUCCUUUGACCUCCCCUUCAGCUCCUAGAGUUUCACCCCGUAAGUCUUUCCUUUCAGAUCCUUCAGGUGUUUUGCUUUCAGCCCCCGGAAAUUUCCACUCGGAUCCUUCUGGUGAUUCGUUUUUAGCCCCUGGAGCGUUCCCAGUUCAGUGCUCCUUGACCGAGGUAAAGGCCAGCCAAUCACAGCGCAGGGGCAGGUUUAUGAUAUUUUCUGCACCGUCGUCUCCUGUUCCUGUGGCGGGUUGCAAACAUAAAUUAGGUGGUGUUAUUAGUGGUGUGUCUGGGCUCUCAUUAUCGUCGGAGGAUGGAUCGGUGCAUAAAGUUACCGAGAGUGGUGUUGGGAGGUUUAGUCCACAAUCUGUUCUAGAUGGUGCUAAUUUCGGAAUGUAAGAUGUUGAUGGGUGUAGUUGCUACCAAGCUUAUAGUCUAACCAUUUGAUGCAUAGGCCGUUACCAAUGUUAGUAUAGAAGCUCAUUUACUGUAGUAUGGACACGACGGAGAUAGGGUAGCUGUUGCGCAUGGAUUGUAGUAGUAGACUAGGCUAUGUUAUGCUAGUAACGACCAAGUAGAACUUGAAUGUUGG
Molecule: messenger RNA, 3648 nt
Organism: Closterium sp. NIES-67
Lineage: Eukaryota; Viridiplantae; Streptophyta; Zygnematophyceae; Desmidiales; Closteriaceae
Source: the annotation of a GenBank genome assembly